AAAAGAAGGGAUUAUGUAGUCUCACUGACACUGACUCUCAUUCACCAGUGCUAUUCAGUCUCUUAGUCUGCAAGCGACGAUUGCAUUCCGGGUCAUGAAAGUUUAAGGAAUCAAGUCGCUCGAAGCAUAGUUGUUUACGUGUCCUCGAGAAAUAAGACUACUAUACUUUGACCAUGUGGCUUUGGAUAGUUGGAAUCUUUUCGUUAAUUGCGGCUGUUCGGGUCAUCUACCAACGACGGUCAGGGGUUUGUCCUUCGAAAAGACUAUUGUAUGGAAAAACUGCAAUAGUCACUGGUUCUUCGGCAGGUAUCGGGAAGGAGACAGCGAAAGACUUGGCCCGCAGAGGCGCUCGUGUCAUCCUCGCUUGCAGAAAUGUAGCGAAGGCGAAAAGAGUAGCAGACGACAUCAUCGGGACGACCGGGAACGGCCAAGUCUACGUCAAGCAACUGGACACCUCCGACCUCAACUCCGUCAGGAGGUUCGCGAAGGACAUCAUCGACAACGAAAAACAGCUCCACAUUCUGGUAAAUAACGCUGGAAUGGCGGCUCCAACCCAAAAACAACUGACCUCGGAUGGCUUAGAACUAACGAUGGCAACAAAUCAUUUCGGACACUUCCUCUUGACCAACAUGCUCUUAGAUCUCCUGAAGAAAAGUGCACCAAGCAGAGUCGUCAACGUCUCCUCAAUUGCUCAUUCCUUUAGCAAGAAUUUCGUGGUAGAUGACCUGAAUUAUGAAAAGACACCAUAUCCUGGCUCAUCGGCCAGUUACGGACAUAGCAAAUUAGCUAAUGUUCUUUUCACUGUGGAACUGGCAGAGAGGAUGAAAGAUACAGGGGUGACAACGAACUGCCUUCACCCUGGAUUUGUAAACACCGAAAUCUUUUACAAACAUGGAGUUAAAAUAAAAAGAUUUCUGAUCGGAUUUCUCUUCGCACUGAUGGGCAAGGAUGAAACGCUCGGUGCUCAAACCUCUAUCCAUUUAGCGGUGUCAGAAGAAGUGGAAAAAAUCUCCGGAGAAUACUUCGCUGACUGCAAGAUUUCUCCAAGAUCGGAUCUGGGCAAAGAUCGAGGACUGGCCAAGAAGCUUUGGGAGGUGAGCGAGACGCUAGUCAACCUUAGUCAGGAAGACCUCAAUUAUGGAAGAAAAUAGAAAUAACAAAAUAGGUAUUGUGACUCCUCUCUCGGGAGAAGGUUCCCAGGGCUAUUUUCUAAAAAAAAAUCUUUUCUGUGGUAUUUGUGAGAGAAUAAUUUACUAUAGUAGAUUCACAUUAACCGUGCAUCAGAUGUCUAAGCCAGUCCCUUACGACGCUCCUGAUUGGCUGUUGAUAAACCCUCAGGAGAAGUGGAACAUACAUCUUGCCUAUGUGAACUCUCUCAAGAGAAUGAGAGUUUCCAGCCUGUGACUGGCUUAUCAACAGCCAAUCAUAUGUACGGGUGAUGUGAAUCUACUAUAGCAAUUCUUAAUAAUAAUUGUAAAAAAAAGCUAUUCAUUACAAAAAUGUCUGAAUAUAUCAUUAUAGAUUUCUUCUCUUAAUAAUUACUUGACAGACAAGUCUUUUAACAUUUUUACUGAAUCACCUGCGUGUGAAAUUCUCUUAGAACAUUGAUGACUGAUUUGUUUUACUCCCGAAUUACUCUAAACCAUUUUGAUAAUUAUAUAUAUUGUAACAUGUGUAAAAGGCAUUUUUAUAUACUCAUAUUUUUGUUCACUAACUGUAAAUGUAUUUAUGAUGGUUUUCUGUCCUCUGCAGUCCCAGACCCAUUUAACAACAUCUAGAAUGUAUUUAUUUAUUUGUUAUUUUUUCACAAAUCAAUCAUAGAUGUACAUUUUUAUGCAUAAAAUUAUCAAACAUUUUUGUUGAAUUAAUCCCAUCACGAUUAUUAUAAGAAUCAUUAAUUCCAUCCAGUUUAUUCUGGAGAUAUUAAUUUAUGAAUGUAGUGCAAUUAAGUGUAAUGAAUCUGUUGUUUAUAAAUGAUGCGUUUUAGAUAAGGGUGGUUUAUGAAACUGUAAGCACGCAGAGAUGGAAGAGUUUGUAAUACAAACAAGGAACUAUAUUAUUGUAAUUGUAAUUAAUUUCUUGCACAUUACUAUGCAUGUCUGUGUAUAACUUAAAUUGUAUUUGAAAUAAGAACUGAAGUUAAAGAAUUUUUCAAGAUUUUAAGCUAGAACCAAGGAAAAAUAAAGUCUUUUACCCAA
Macrobrachium nipponense is the source of this 2198-nucleotide messenger RNA. RefSeq names its product retinol dehydrogenase 11-like. Lineage: Eukaryota; Metazoa; Arthropoda; Malacostraca; Decapoda; Palaemonidae. Bases 174 to 1151 code for a protein of 325 amino acids. The record is from RefSeq and is a predicted model, not a curated record. The transcript has 9 exons.